GUUUGUGCAGUACUCUGAUGAGGUCUAGUAGGUCAUUGAUUUCGUUGGGAGCACAUACGAACGCGCCACGAGCUCUUUGCACUUCUGGAUGCCCUUCAUAAAGCUCUCUCUAUCCGAUCUCUUGGAAUCUCCAAGCUUCUCGCCCCAUUCUGCCCCAGUACCGGGUCCACCUUUCGGUGAAGCCGAGUUCACCACUGUCGCUCGAUCUGUCAUAUAUCAAAUCUGUUCUGCACUUGCCUACCUGCACGACUCGGUUAACUCCAUCGCUCAUCGCGACGUCAAGCCUCGCAACGUUCUGAUAGCUUCAGACGGGUGUGCAAAGUUAAUCGAUUUCGGGAUUGCACGAGAUACACGAAUCUCGCCUUCGAUGGAGGCUCUCUGGCCUGAACCUUCUGGCUCGCUCUGCCCUCAUGUCUGUUCGGGGUGAGCUCUCU
Messenger RNA from Phanerochaete carnosa HHB-10118-sp, 434 nucleotides. RefSeq lists its product as uncharacterized. Gene Ontology annotation, biological process: protein phosphorylation. The record is from RefSeq and is a predicted model, not a curated record. NCBI's taxonomy places the organism in Eukaryota, Fungi, Basidiomycota, Agaricomycetes, Polyporales, Phanerochaetaceae. The transcript has a single exon. Gene Ontology annotation, molecular function: ATP binding; protein kinase activity. Bases 89 to 427 code for a protein of 112 amino acids.